AUGGAUCUAAGCAGUUUACUGAAGGUUGAAAUAGCAAGGAAGAAAGCAGAACUUCGAAAACCCGAGGUUGAAGCGCCAGAAUCGCGCAAAGAUAGCACGACAGUUGAAGUCGUACAGCCUGCGGACGAGCUCCAAAAGGGUCCAGGAGAUUCGCUGGUAGCGGUGGCAAAAGAGGAUGUUGCCGAACGAAAUGCGACUGUGCAUGAGACGGGGUCUUCCCGGAACGAGAUGGACGUGGAACGGCUGCGAACGCGGCCGGAACGCGUCGCGCGUGCUCGUGAACACGACGAGCACGCAGACACAGCGAUCGUGGCCGCCACGAUUGGCGACCCCGAGCACGCAGCAGAUCUCGCGUUGCAGUGCAAUUUGUACGUGCACCAGCUGCUAGGCGAGUGGCAGGAUUUGGGCUACAAACCGGAACUCGUGGUCGAGACCAAGAAAGCACUGUUCCCGCUGCUGGUGCAGCUGCGCAAACAACAGCUGCCAGCAGAAUUUGUCACGUCAGUGGCGACGAUCUUGUACCAUGUCCAGCACGCGCAGUUUGCACAGGCCACGCAAUCGUACCUGAAGCUCAGCAUCGGCAACGUAGCUUGGCCUAUUGGUGUCACGAGCGUGGGCAUCCACGCUCGAAGUGCACAGGAGCGCAUCCAGGGCCGCGACAAGAUCGCCAAUGUGAUGCUGGACGAGCCGACCCGGCUGUGGAUCACCAGCGUCAAGCGACUGGUGUCAUUCGCGGCCGCGGCCGCGAAUAUGCGUCGUAAGAAGUCACAGCUCCAGGACGAGUGA
Messenger RNA from Lachancea meyersii CBS 8951, 786 nucleotides. Lineage: Eukaryota; Fungi; Ascomycota; Saccharomycetes; Saccharomycetales; Saccharomycetaceae. The record is from the annotation of a GenBank genome assembly.